AACUUGGGCGGAGACACUUCCAAUAAUGCAGCCAUAGUAGACUAAAACACCAGUGAGAAAUCCAAAAAUCCAAUCACUUGCUCCAAAAGUGCUGUCUGAUCGAUAUAUACAUAUAUAUAUAUCCAUUGUUCCGUUCCGUGCUGGAUCAUACGACCUCCCAAAUGCACAUGCCAAAAUUUCAUGUGUAAUUGACAUAAGGCUCUCUCUCUCUCUCUCUCUCUCUCAGAGCUCUGUUUGAGAGUUUGUUCUUUACCUUUUGACAUGGGAGAAGUGGAAGCUCAAGAACUGCAGCUGAGCAUCAUGGUUCAAGCAGAAGCAAAUGAAGUAAACUCCCUACCAUAUGUUCCUAACCAGCUGUCUCGGCGCAGAGGUUUUAACUGGUGGCUUAGAAUGUCGAUUUACAGUGUGUUUGUCCUCGCUGGCCAGACAAUUGCAACACUUUUGGGAAGACAGUACUAUGAAAAAGGUGGUAAAAGCAACUGGCUUGCUACACUAGUACAACUUUGUGGCUUUCCUAUCCUGCUUCCCUUUUAUUUCAUUCCAGCAUUGAACAAAAACUGUCCAACCACAAAUAGUACUAUAGCAUUUGAGUCAAAGCCACCGUCUACAUUAGUCCUUGCAUCAAUUUAUGCCUCUCUUGGCCUCCUUAUAGCAGCAGACUGCUACUUGUAUUCAGUAGGACUAUCUUACCUUCCUGUAUCUACUUACUCCCUCAUUUGCGCAUCCCAACUCGCCUUCAAUGCACUUUUCUCUUUCUUCCUCAACUCGCAGAAGUUUACUCCUUACAUUGUCAACUCUCUUGUUGUACUGACUAUCUCAUCCAGCCUCCUAGUGCUUCAAGGAGACGACUCUGCUGACUCGAGCAAAGUUUCCAGGUCAAAGUACAUAAUAGGCUUCAUCUGCACCGUUGGGGCAUCGGCUGGAUAUGCAUUGACACUUUCUCUGACGCAGCUAGUCUUCAUAAAGGUUAUAAAGAAAGAAACAUUUAGAGUGAUCAUGGACUUGAUAGUGUUUCAAUCAGUCUUUUCAACCGCUAUUAUCUUGGUGGGAUUUUUUGCUAGUGGAGACUGGAAGGGUAUAAAGGAUGAGAUGGAGGGAUUUGAGUUAGGGAAGGUUUCCUAUAUUAUGAAUUUAACAUGGACAGCUAUAGUGUGGCAGCUCUUUACCAUUGGAAUAGUGGGGUUGGUAUUUGAGGCGUCGUCCCUCUUCUCAAAUUCUAUAAGUGCUGUGGGAUUGCCUAUUGUUCCAGUUCUAGCUGUGAUCUUCUUCCAUGACAAAAUGGAUGGGAUAAAGGUAAUGUCCAUGGUUUUGGCUAUCUGGGGAUUUAUUUCAUAUGUUUAUCAGCACUACCUCGAUGAUCGUAAGUUCAAGAGUGAGAAGAAAGCUGCCAAUGAUGAAGUUUCUAAAGCUUUUGCACAGGAAAACAUUAAUGGUUGAACAAUCAGCCUUCUGUAUAUGAACUUGAUUUUAAUUAUAAGAGUUUCACUUGCAUUUUUCAGGUCA
This is a messenger RNA of Rosa chinensis, 1503 nucleotides long. RefSeq names its product probable purine permease 10. The transcript has 2 exons. Lineage: Eukaryota; Viridiplantae; Streptophyta; Magnoliopsida; Rosales; Rosaceae. Gene Ontology annotation, cellular component: membrane. Bases 262 to 1437 code for a protein of 391 amino acids. Gene Ontology annotation, molecular function: purine nucleoside transmembrane transporter activity. The record is from RefSeq and is a predicted model, not a curated record.